This is a messenger RNA of Schizophyllum commune H4-8, 1419 nucleotides long. RefSeq lists its product as uncharacterized. The record is from RefSeq and is a predicted model, not a curated record. Gene Ontology annotation, biological process: intracellular iron ion homeostasis; transmembrane transport. The transcript is spliced from 7 exons. Gene Ontology annotation, cellular component: mitochondrial inner membrane. Gene Ontology annotation, molecular function: ABC-type transporter activity; ATP binding. Bases 1 to 1419 code for a protein of 472 amino acids. NCBI's taxonomy places the organism in Eukaryota, Fungi, Basidiomycota, Agaricomycetes, Agaricales, Schizophyllaceae.
AUGUCCUUACUGAGGGCGGGACUCAGAAGUCUGCCCGCCAUCCGCGCGUCAACCUUCAGAUGUGCGCAUCGAGCACCGCGCGCGUUCCUCUCCUUCCCCAAGCCUAGGAGGUAUCAGCAUCUUGCAGAUAAACAGCCUCCGUCCUCAGGAAAGCCAGCGCCAACCCCUGCCGCACCGGAGGUUGCGAAAGCGCCGGUCCCUGCCGCCAAACCAACUCCGCAUCGCAGCGACGAUGUCUCCGCUGCCGAGCAGAGAAGAACGGACUGGAAGAUCGUCAAGCAGCUCGUCCAGCACGUCUGGCCGAAGGGGGACUGGAAGACGCGAGGGAUCGUGGUCCUGGGCUUUGGCCUGCUCAUCGGCGGCAAGCUCCUCAACGUGCAAGUCCCCCUCAUCUUCAAGGACAUCGUGGACACCCUCAACGUCGACCUCCCCGUGGAGACUACCGUCUGGGCCGUUGCGGGCACCCUCAUAGUCGGCUAUGGCGCGGCGCGCAUCGGCGCGAACGUCUUCGGCGAGCUGCUGAAUGCCGUUUUCGCGCACAUCGGGCAGCGCGCGGUGCGCAAGCUCGCGCGGGAGACGUUCGAGCACCUGCUCAAUAUGGACAUGCGCUUCCACCUCGCGCGGCAGACGGGCGGGCUCACGCGCGCCAUCGACCGUGGGACGAAGGGCAUCACCUUCCUGCUGCAGGCGAUCCUAUUCCGUAUAGCGCCGACAGCUCUCGAGAUCUCCAUGGUGUGCGGUAUACUGACCUACAAGUUUGGCUGGGACUUCGCCAUAAUCACGGCAGCUGCCUUGGGCGCUUAUACUUGGUUCACGAUUCGGACGACUUCUUGGAGGACGCGGUUCCGCCGAGAUGCGAACAAGGCGGACAACAAGGCCGCCUCCGUCGCUGUGGACUCGCUGAUCAACUACGAAGCCGUCAAGAACUUCAACAACGAGAAGCACGAAGUCGCAAUGUACGACAAGCAUCUGGCGGACUACGAAAAGUCGUCGAUCAAGAUUACGACGUCCCUCGCCUUCCUGAACUCGGGCCAGAACGUCAUCUUCUCCGGCGCGCUGACCAUGGCAAUGUGGCUCGCCGCGGAUGGUGUCCUCAGCCACCAAAUGACCGUCGGUGACCUCGUCAUGGUCAACCAGCUCAUCUACCAGCUUUCCCUCCCGCUCAACUUCCUCGGCACCAUCUACCGCGAGAUGCGCCAGAACCUCCUCGACAUGGAGGUCCUCUUCCGCCUCCGCGAGGAUCACCCGCCGCCGCCCGCCAACCCCAACGCGAAACCCUUGCACCUAACCAAAGGUGAAAUCCGCUUCGACAACGUGCACUUCGCGUACGACCCCGCAAGGCCUAUCUUCCGCGGCCUCUCCUUCACGAUCCCGGGCGGGAAGAAGGUCGCGUUCGUCGGGCCGUCCGGCUGGGUUUGA